AUGUCGAGAACGACAACCGCAAUAAACAGCAACGAAAAACAAAGACAACCGGUUAUAACAAGAAGAACAACAACACCACCAACAACAACAACAACAAUAGCAACGACGAAACGACAACAACAAGAACGACGACAUAAACAAGGCCAUCGACAACAACGUACGAUAACAACAACAACGUACGACGACGACGACGUCCGACGACGACGACGACAAUAUCAUCAACAACAACAACGACAACAACAACGACAAUAUCAUCAACAACAACAACGACAAUAUCAUCAACAACAACAACGACAAUAUCAUCAACAACAACAACGACAAUAUCAUCAACAACGGCAGCAACGACAAUAUCAUCAACAACAACAACGGCAGCAACGACAAUAUCACCAACAACAACAACGGCAGCAACGACAAUAUCAUCAACAACGGCAGCAACGACAAUAUCAUCAACAACAACAACGACAGCAACGACAACAUCAACAACGACAACAUCAACAGCGACAACAUCAAGAAUAG
Molecule: messenger RNA, 516 nt
Organism: Paramuricea clavata
Lineage: Eukaryota; Metazoa; Cnidaria; Anthozoa; Malacalcyonacea; Plexauridae
Source: the annotation of a GenBank genome assembly